This is a messenger RNA of Megalopta genalis, 3716 nucleotides long. The record is from RefSeq and is a predicted model, not a curated record. Lineage: Eukaryota; Metazoa; Arthropoda; Insecta; Hymenoptera; Halictidae.
UCCACGGUCCCGAGGCGUUCCGAGGAGGAAGUCGCUCGCGAAACCGAAAGUGUUCCCGAUCUACGGUGGAAAGCGGCAUUUAUGUUAAAUAUCGAGCGGUCUCGCGUCAUUUACGGGCCGAGUCAUUGGAACCAGACGCUGUCCGAGCCCCGAAGUAACGCGAAUCAUUCGGAACCAGUUCGUCGGCCGUGAGCUUGAAUUUUGCAAUCGAAACACGCGCACCUGAGGAUCGUGGCCGUGAGAUGCCAUGACGGUUAAGAAGAGGAGCUUCGGACCAGUAGCCGACCACUAUGGUCAACGUAUAGAUCACGAAUGGUCGCCGAAAAAGCUGCCGAAACGGACGAACGGCUACGUCUUUUUGUCGCCAACUCACUCUUUCGUCUACAAUUGGAACGAUGGCGACGCUCUCAUGUAUAAUCGCGACUGUCUCCAGCGGAAAAUACAGAAACACCGAGGACUGUCCAGCACGAGCAUGGCGAACGUGCUGCCGUGGCUGAUGUCGAUGUGCCUCCUUGGCGUGCGGGAGCUCUCCUCGCCACCUGGAAGCAACGCGCUUUCACGCGAUCUUGAAACGCCCGGCCAGAGGAGUGUGUCUCCGGGGUUCCGCUCGUCCCUGAGGAACUACAAGACGCUCAUCUCGGGCCACGACGAGCUUCCUGGCCACAUAAACUGCCCCGGCCACGGGGACACCGUGUCGACUUUAGAGAACUCGGUGGACAGAUUGUUACCCACCACUCCGGAGUACAAUAAUCAUCUGUACGGUUCAACGCCGGACUCGAGCAACUACUUCUCCCGGAAUUUCGACAGAAGCGGGAUUCAGUCAAGGCCGAUCGGAAGGAACCUGAACUUAUUCAAGGCGGACCCUUACACGGUGAACCAACUCGAGACGCACGGGUUCAAUUACGAUCCUGGCCGAGAUCACGUGGAGGACGAUUAUGUCGGCCCUGCCAUGGAACUAGUCUACGCCUGGUCCACUGUCGAUUUUACGUACGACAGCGUCGAGGCCAGGGAUUCAGCCAUUUACGACGGAGACUUCAUAGCGGAAAACAAUUUACCUCUCGGUCUUGACGUCUGGAGGGAGAAGGUGUUCAUUACGCUUCCUAAGUGGAAGGAAGGUAUCCCGGUCACCUUGGCCACCGUGCCUAGACACUCGAAGACGAAGAGCCCGAAGUUGAGGCCUUAUCCUGACUGGAGUUGGAAUCGAUCAGGUAACUGCGAGGGUCUAACCUCCGUCUUCAGGGUCCAAGUGGACGAGUGCGACCGUCUAUGGGUGCUGGACUCCGGCAAGACGGAGAUCUCGACCGGCGGCAAGCAGGCGUGUCCGCCGGCGAUCUUCGUCUUCGACCUGCUCACGGACACGCUGAUCAGGAAGUACACGUUCCCUGAUGACCAGGUGAAGCAGGAUUCUCUGUACGCGAACAUCGUCGUGGACAUCAGGGACGAGGAGUGCGACACGGCCGUGGCUUACGCGGCGGACGUCUUCAGAUACGGUCUGCUGGUCUACGACUUCCUGAAGGACUCGUCGUUCCGGGUCCAGCACCACCUGUUCUUCCCGGACCCCCUCGCGUCCAAAUACGAUAUCCACGGCGUGAAGUUCCAGUGGACGGACGGGAUCUUCGGGAUCGCUUUGAGCCCGGUCGACAUCCACGACGACAGGACCCUGUUCUUCCAUCCGAUGUCGAGCUUCCGGGAGUUCGCCGUGUCCACGUCUGUCUUCAGGGACAAGAGGACCGCCGAUACGAGCACCGACCUCUUCAUGCCCAUCGGCCGGCCCAGGGCCAAGGACUACGGCCACUCGUCGGGGUCCGUGGUGGACCGGAACGGCGUGAUGUUCUUCAACAUGGUCACCAGGGACUCCGUCUGGUGCUGGGACACCAGGAAAGAGUACAUACCGCAGAACCUAGGCGUGAUCGGCACCAGCAACCUGUCGCUCGUCUUCCCGAACGACAUCAAGGUCGACCACGAGUACGAGCAAAGCGUGUGGAUGCUGUCGAACCAGCUGGCCAUGUACCUCUACGGCAGCGUCGACAACAGCAAGGUCAAUUACAGAGUGUUCAAGGCUAACGUCAAGGAGGCGGUCAAGGACACUGUUUGCGACCCGAAUUACAUCGUGCCGGGCAACGAACACGGCUACGACGAAACCUGCUAGGGGUGCUGAAAGAAAUUCUUCUUUCUCUUCAUCAUCUUCUUUUCCUUCUUCUUCUUCUUCAUCUUCUUUUUCUUCUUCUUCUUCUUCUAGGCAAGUGUUUCCCGAGACAUUUACAGCGUCGGAUCAACGAGGCAUUUUGUACGAAAGACAUGUUCCUUUUAGUUAAGAGAUUUAUUGAGAUAAGAGGCUGGUCACGACGGCGCCCGAGUUUCUCACGAUUCACGACCGAAAUAUUCGGCAUUUACAGACCGCGGAUUUUAUGGAUUUGUUAGAAAGUGAGUGGAACUUCAGAUACAUAGCAAGGAGAUUGAAAGAAUUUAACACUAGAUCUACCGAGCUCUUAACGAGUCUGUUGUAUAUUGUUUUGUAACAAUGUCAAGAUUUAUUUAAGCUUCGUGCGAUUUCUAUCAUAAUCUGGAUAAAGAAGUUUAUCUAAAAAUUUCUCCCACAAACAUUUCUAUAACAUCAAGAAUUGUAAAAGAAAAAAUCAGAGACUAGUCAUUUUAACUGGUUUGGUAGUUCUAGCGUUAAGAAUGGCUAUGUAAAUUAUCGAAGAAGGGGCAGAUUUUCUAUUCUGAGAGGUCAAAAAUGUUCAGGAGACUUUUCCGCGUCUGUAUUAUUCAAAACAAAUUUAUGUAUUAUUGUAAAUACAGAGAACGGAUGAUUCUUGGCAGUAUUCCCAUAAGGUACCAUAUAAAAUCCGGCACGAAUCAUCUGCUCCUGAAUCAUCUGCGCCACUACACGUAGUGGCAAAACGCUCGAACUGUUCGCCAUAAUUAUCGGCAGAUGAUGAUUCUGAAGAUUUAAAAUUUCUACACGGGUGGCAUCACUAUGUUAAUCAACUAAAGAUUCGUUGUUUAUUAAAAAUAUUUAAAAAUUAUCAUCUGCGGAUGAUUUUGGCGAGCAGCGUAAACAGCGGUUUAUACGGUACCUUAUGAAAAUAUGUGCAAGAAUCUUUCGUUCGCUAUAUUUACAAUGAUAAAUUAAUUUAUUUUACAUGAUAGAAAUGCUAGAUAGUUUGCUGAUGAUUUCUGUACCCUCCGAAUAUUCUCUAGACAUUAAAUUUCUCCAAUAAAAAUAAUUUAAAAAACAGUGGAAUUGUGCUCUGAAUGAAAACUGAAGCAUUAAAAAGUUAAACAAUCAACAGAUGAAUAGAACUAAAAUUUCAUUAAUAAUCAGGCAUUUUGCAUAAUAAUAAUUCUAUUCUACAAAGCGAUCGAGAAAACUAUGCAACAGGCGAAAGCUUAUUGUUAACCAAAUGCAACAUGAAAGGCGUGCUAUCCGAUGAAUUAUUCUGUUACAAAGUAUGUAUCACGAGGUGAAAGUGUUUCCCAGUGUCAUCAGUCCUAGAUAUAGUUGAUCACGAACCGUAUAAAAUAUCGUAUUUCAGUUUAAAAGUAGGGUAAAGCGUAAGGCGAACGAACUGAAGAGAACUUGUAUUAUGUAUGUUUAAAACAAAUUUAUUUGUUUUUUCAAUACAAAGAGCCAGUAAAUGCUAUACUAAUAAUUGUCGUCUGCUAACAGAGAAACGAAAGAAAUAAAUGGAAAUAAAAUGACUGGCUAUGUA